CUCGUAAAUGCGUAAACCUUCUCUAUAUAAAGGAGGCGAGGCGAUUCUCAGGCGGUGGUAUACAUCCACGAUUUCUCGGUUUAGUUUUUUUUGGGUUUUCGGUCGCGUCGUACCUUAUUUUCGAAAGGAGGGAAAGAAAUGGCGGAAGAGGGACAAGUGAUCAGUUGCCACACUGUUGAGGCCUGGAACGAACAGCUCCAGAAGGGAAACGAGUCCAAGAAAUUGGUCGUGGUUGAUUUUACUGCUUCAUGGUGUGGGCCAUGCCGCUUCAUGGCUCCAAUCCUGGCAGAACUGGCAAAGAAGCUGCCUAAUGUCAUUUUCCUGAAGGUGGACGUUGAUGAAUUGAAGACUGUUGCGACUGAUUGGGCUGUGGAGGCAAUGCCAACCUUUAUGUUCCUGAAAGAAGGGAAAAUAGUUGACAAGAUUGUGGGUGCAAGGAAAGAAGAGCUGCAGCAGAAGAUUACAGCUCACAUGGUUGCAUAAAUAUAUUUUCUAGUCCUGUGGAAAAAUAGACCUUCGUAUAAACUCUAUCUUGACAUCAGUUACUUGUUAAUCCCGUAAACGGUGCUUUUAUUUCUAUUAAUAAUACCCGAUGACAUUUGCAUAGUUUAUUGUUGAA
Molecule: messenger RNA, 619 nt
Organism: Nelumbo nucifera (sacred lotus)
Lineage: Eukaryota; Viridiplantae; Streptophyta; Magnoliopsida; Proteales; Nelumbonaceae
Product: thioredoxin H-type-like
Molecular function (GO): protein-disulfide reductase activity
Source: RefSeq, a predicted model, not a curated record